GCCGGGGAGCGGCCGCCGGCGCCCUGAAGGGAACCGGGAGGGCGCGCCGGAGCCCCACGCCCGGCCAACUCUUCUCGGCCAGGGCGAGGGGCAGCAGAGACUCGCCGGCGCUUGGCCGGGAGGAGACGGAGCGGGCGCCCGGAGCCGCCAGGGAAGAGAAGGAGGAGGCAGGAGUCUCUCUUGGCAAAAUGCCGGGCGGCAACCCUCGUGAGCGCAGGGCCAGGAGAAGCGCCGAGGAGCGGCAGCCUUUGGCCCCGGACAGCCUCGGGGCAGAAGCGGGCGCCUGGGGCGUCUCCUUGACCGACGGCCAGAAAGCGCCGCGAGCGCCAGGCAAAGGUUCCCGCGAGGAAGGGCGCACCGGCAGGCUGAGGGGAGCGGCAGGCGGCGGCGAAGAGUGGAGGCUGAGCAGCACGACCUUUGCCCUCGCCGGAGACUCGGCCCACAACCAAGCCAUGGUGCACUGGUCCGGCUACAACAGCAGCGUGAUUCUCAUUCUUACAAAGCUGUAUGACUUCAACUUGGGAAGUGUUACUGAAAGCUCGCUCUGGAGGUCCACAGAUUAUGGGACUACUUAUGAAAAGCUAAACGACAAGGUGGGACUGAAAACAGUGCUGAGUUACCUUUACGUCAGUCCUACUAAUAAGAGAAAGAUAAUGCUCUUGAGUGAUCCUGAGAUUGAAAGUAGCAUACUGAUCAGUAACGACGAAGGCGCCACCUAUCAAAAAUAUCGGCUCAGCUUCUACAUCCAGAGCCUGCUGUUCCAUCCUAAGCAAGAAGACUGGAUUCUAGCCUACAGCCUUGACCAAAAGCUUUAUAGCUCUAUGGAUUUUGGAAGAAGAUGGCAGAUUAUGCAUGAACGGAUUACUCCGAACAGAUUUUACUGGUCCGUCACGGGUUUGGACAAGGAGCCUGACCUUGUACACAUGGAGGCUCGCACAACAGAUGGACAUGCCCAUUAUAUAACCUGUAGGAUUCAAGAAUGUUCAGAGACUACCAAAAGCGGACCUUUUUUGCACUCUAUUGACACAAGCUCUCUCGUCGUCCAGGAUGAGUACAUUUUCAUUCAGGUGACGACUGGUGGAAGAGCAAAUUACUAUGUGUCCUACAGAAGGGAACCCUUCACGCAAAUAAAAUUGCCCAAGUACUCGCUACCAAAGGACAUGCAUAUUAUCAGCACAAAUGAGAAUCAGGUGUUUGCGGCAGUUCAGGAAUGGAACCAGAAUGACACAUACAACCUUUACAUUUCUGACACCCGAGGGAUCUACUUCACCCUAGCCUUGGAGAACGUCAAGAGCAACCGAGGACUAGAGGGGAAUGUCGUCAUUGACCUUUAUGAGGUAGCAGGGAUCAAAGGCAUAUUCCUGGCUAACAAGAAAGUGGAGGACCAAAUUAAGACUUUCAUCACCUACAACAAAGGGAGAGAUUGGCGUUUGCUGCAGGCUCCAGAUUCAGAUCUGAGAGGAGACCCCAUACACUGUCUGCUGCCCUUCUGUUCCUUGCAUUUGCAUUUGCAAAUCUCAGAAAACCCCUAUACUUCAGGCAGCAUCUCGAGCAAAGAGACGGUUCCUGGACUUCUGGUUGCUACAGGCAAUGUGGGUCCAGAAUUAUCAUACACAGAUGUUGGCAUGUUUGUUUCUUCAGAUGGAGGAAACUCCUGGAGACAGAUCUUUGAGGAAGAGUACAAUGUGUGGUUCCUUGACUGGGGUGGAGCUCUUGUAGCCAUGAAACAUACGUCAAUGCCCAUUGUCCAUUUGUGGGUGAGUUUCGAUGAAGGAAGGACCUGGAAUAAAUAUGGCUUCACAUCAAAACCUCUCUUUGUGGAUGGGUCCCUCGUGGAGCCAGGCAUAGAAUCACAGAUAAUGACGAUUUUUGGCCAUAUUAAUCUCCGCUCUGAAUGGCAGCUAGUAAAAGUAGAUUACAAAUCUUUCUUUAGCCGGAGGUGCAACAAGGAUGACUUUCAGACGUGGCAUCUGCACAACCAGGGUGAACCUUGUGUUAUGGGAGAGAGGAAGAUCUAUAAGAAACGUAAAGCAGGGGCCUGGUGUGCACUGACUAGAGAUUAUUCAAGAACAGUUGUCUCAGAACCUUGCAUAUGUGCGGAAUGGGACUUCGAAUGUGACUAUGGGUACGAAAGACACAGUAAUAAUCAAUGUAUCCCAGCAUUCUGGUUCAGCCCAUCUUCCCAACUGAAAGAAUGCAGCCUUGGACAGAGCUACCUGAACAGCACUGGGUAUCGGAGGAUUGUUUCGAAUAACUGCACAGAUGGACUGCGGGAAAAGUAUGCUGCCAAGCCUGGACAGUGCCCGGGCAAAGCUCCCCGAGGUCUGCAUAUCCUCACAUCCAAUGGCAAGUUGGUUGCGGAACAAGGGUUCAACACAACCUUCAGAAUCCUCAUGGAAGAGGGUGAUCUCCAGAGGACAAAUAUCCAACUAGAUUUUGGAGAUGGUACUGCUGUGUCCUAUGCUAAUUUCAGCCCUAUAGAGGAUGGUAUCCGACACAUUUAUAAGAGCACUGGGAUCUUCCAAGUGACAGCCUAUGCAGAAAACAACCUGGGUUCUGAUCUGGCAGCACUCUUCCUGCAUGUGAUCUGUCCAGUAGAGCGUGUCGAUUUGAGGGUCCCCUUUGUGGCUAUCAGGAAUAAGGAAGUAAAUAUCACAGCUGUGGUUUGGCCCAAUCAGUCGGGUACCCUCACAUACUUCUGGUGGUUCGGCAACAACACAAAGCCAUUCAUCACCUUGGACAGCAGCAUCUCUUACACUUUUACUACGGAAGGAAGGAAUACCGUCACAGUGCAGGUCUCAGCUGGCAGUGUCCUCAUCCAGGACACCAAGAACAUUGCUGUACAUGAAUAUUUCCAGUCUCAGUUAUUAUCAUUCUCUCCCAAUUUGGAUUAUCACAAUCCGGACAUACCUGAAUGGAGAGAGGAUAUUGGCAGAGUCAUCAAGAGAGCCUUGGUGCAAGUGACUGGCAUCCCUGAAGAGCAAGUUUUGGUGGCUGUGUUCCAUGGUUUGCCCACCUCUGCAGAGCUUUUCAUACUGCCCCAUCAAAACACCUCUGAGAGAAGGAAAGGCAGUGAAGGUGACCUGGAGCUGGCUGUUGAAAUCCUCUUCAAUGCUUUGAAUCAGAAUCUGGUCCAAUUUGAGCUGAAGCCUGGAGUGGAAGUCAUUGUGUAUGUCACUCAACUAACGUUAGCACCUCUCGUCGACUCUGGUGCCGGGCACAGCAGUUCAGCCAUGUUGAUGCUGCUGUCGGUGGUCUUCGUGGGCUUGGCUGUUUUUUUAAUCUACAAGUUUAAAAGGAAAAUCCCAUGGAUUAACUUCUAUGCUCAAGUCCAGCAUGACAAAGAACAGGAAAUGAUUGGUUCUGUCAGCCAAAGUGAAAAUGCCCCCAAGAUCACUCUGAGUGAAUUCACAGACCCUGAAGAACUCAUGGACAAAGAGCUGGACACACGGGUUAUAGGGAGCAUCUCAACGAUCUCCAACAGUGAAAGCACAAAGGAAAUACCCAACUGCACUAGUGUUUAAUACCAGGAAUACCACUUUGACUACAAAAUUUCUGAGUUUUUAUUUUUAAUUAAUAUUAUUAUUAUUAUUACAAAGAAAAUUCUAUGUCAUAAUGAGGACUAUUAUUAUUAUUAUUAUUAGGGAGGGAGGGGGCGCAGAAUGUGGUUUUCUUUUUUCUUUUUUUGGUGUUAUUUUGUUUUCUGGGGCCACAUUCAUAAAUUCAGUUUUUGGAAAACUGUAUAAUAGAAGAAAAAAUACAAGACUUCAUGGAAACCAGAAAUAAUAUAACCCUGAACUUAAUUUUUUGGGCACAUUCUCUAUUUCCCCUUUCAGAAAAUAAUUGGGCUAUUCUGCCAGUGGCGGUCUCAGAAGGUUAUUUAAUUGUUCAUACUAGACUUGCUCCUGUAGAAUGAAUGCAGGGUUCUAUUCUCGCUUGACACCCUGUUGGAUUCAAUCAACUGAGUAUAUAUAUACAUAUAUAUAAUAUCCUGUAUAUCUUUUAAAAUGGGGAAUAAUAAAGCCUUCUGAAGUUGACUCCUUAGAUUCUCAUGGGGGUGGGCAGGCUGCACAAAAUAACGGCUGGCACAUCUGACCAAGUUUAUGAAUGAGGCCCUUGCUGGUGCAUGUUGAUACUGUUGGUAUUGAGGAAACCGAUGGCAUACUGUAGAUAAUUACCAUGUAAAUACCUUUUUAUUUCUUGAUAAAUAAUUUAAUGUUUAGUAAAAGAUAAAUUUAAAAUGAAUAAACCACACUCACCCACACACCUUCACACCCACAUGAGAAGUUCACUGGGGAUCUGCGGCGAGCAGCUGUGUCACAUGGGAGAUCUGGACGCGUAUCAGUUGUCUGUCAUGUUUAACUCUUUCCUUUUUGUGUUCAGUUGACACUGGUAGGGACCUGCAACAAGAAGGCAAUAUAUCUGGGUUGUGAACACUUCAAAAUGCAAUACAGUCAAGAUAUUGGUUCUUCCUCAGAAGCAGAAGUGUAGGGCUUGGAAUGAGUCUAGCUUAGAAACACUAUGCUGAGUCCAUUAUAUUCCCAGUCUAUUUAACAGGUUGUGCAAGAAAAUAUGCUUCAGUUUGAGAAGAUCAAAUAAUUGUGGCAUCAAUGUUGGGUUGCAUUCAGUGUUGGAUAGUAUCCAAGAUUUAUGCUUGUGCUCCACCUACCUUUUCUCCCCCUGCACACCUGCUAAAUCUGUUUUGGAUUUCCCCUCAACCCUCCAGAGCAGAUUUGGAGAGGGCACAGGGCAUGUGUGGGAGAGGAGAGGGGAUAAACGUCUGCUGCACAAGCAUAAAUCCUUGCACUAAUGAAAUCAGUGCAAAGGAUUGUUAUCCUUUGGUGUUGCUCCUAUUACAGUCCUGUUUGAUUUUUAAUCCUCUAGCCUCCCCAGAAUUUCUCCUGACUAGUCUUAGUUACUAGUGGCAUGCAUUUAGCACACAGCCAUUUUACUGGACUUCCAGUUUCUGAUUCGGCAAAUGAUGGUGGUGGGGAUGAUGGCUCUCUGUGUUGGUUAUGUCUAGUAUUUUUAGUUCUUAGCAGCUAUCCAGUGAAAUGCAUAUGAGAUCAGAAACGCCAGCUUUUGAAAAAUACCAUGGCGUAUUAUUAUCCUCAAUCUGAAUAGCCUUGAGAAGUAAUGGGACAAUGUCAUUAGGAUUUACAGGUGGCGGACUUUUUCAUUGCAGUAAAGUAAAUGGCAGUUGUAUUCCUGGUGAAGCAGUUUUUGAUUAUAUUAAUGGUGCUAUUAAUGAUAUUAAUUAUGCCUGAUUACUUAACUAGUCUGAAAUCAUGUCUGUGCAGUAAAAAAAAGUCCAUACAAUGGACGAACCAUUCAGAAGAGGGCCAAAUUGGUCAUGGUGUUGGCAAAUGUAAAUCAGCCACGAGGAUUUUCAUCAUAUCUGUAAAGGAACCAUUUCUCCCAACAGUCUCCUUCCAAAGCAGCUAUAUUUUAAAGCCAUGUGCCCCUCUGGGGCUCCACGACUAUAGAGCACUACACUGAAAGAAAAAUAGCUCAGCAAUGUGGUUUUAGGUAGAAAACACAACUGAAGGAAGUAUUCAAUAGUAUAAAAGUGUAAUCACUGUGGCUUCCUCAACCUCUUACCCCCAUAAACUCAAACCGUCACCCAUGGAAGGGGAAAAAAAUCUCUAAAAGUAAAACCUUAUCCUAAGACAAUGAAGUUCUUGAUAGAAUCAGAUGCUGAAAAUAUAAGCAAUUAAUGUGGUCACUGCUCCUAUGUCCUUAGUAGCAGCCAGGUGAUCAACAGUUGAAGCUUAUAUUGGCUUGAAGAUACACAUGAUUAAUUUCUGCCUGAUGUUAAAAACUCUGGAAAACUUGCUAAGAAAAAAGGGGUGGCAACAUUAUUUACUGGUAAGGGUUUUAUAAGAUUUAGGAGAUAAAGACUCAGCAUGAAACACACAUGGGUGUAAUCCUAUACAUACUUAUUUGGGAGGAAGUUCUGCUGAACUCAGUAGGGCUUAUUUUAAUAGAGAUGCUUACAGUUAUUGUUUUGCUUUCUUCGUCCAUUAGAUGAGCCUGAAAAAGUCCUAGGCGGGUAGUGUAUUUCUGCAAAUAUAUCUAUUCUCAUUGUCAUUUAAGGCCCAGAAUGUUUCCAUACAUUCCAGGGACUCUGAAGCCUAAACAUAUCCUCUUAAUUGGACAGCAGAUUUAUUUCCAUGGGGUGCUGAGUCUUAAAACCAGUCAUAUCCUGGAGUCAUAUUCUUAAACUCAUCAAUUUAAUUAAAUGGGACAGCCCUUAUUCAUUUUAAAUGAGCUCCCUAUCAUUUAAUUUGUUCAACAUUCCAGAACAGGAUCUUACACACCACCUUUCCAGGGAGUGUUGAAAAAGUCUGUGAUACCUAUAGGCAGCUAGUUUAUGGUUUAUCCAAAACAAUAGCCAUAUUAGGGAUUGGAAAGAGUGCCACUAUGAUGGUAUUUUGAAAUGCAUGCUCUGCAAGAUCUUGCAUUACGUGACACCACUGGUGGCAGUGCUUCACUGCUGGCAGUGGCAAUGGGGCAGGUGGGGCCCCCCAAGUUUCUGCCCCCUGAAACAGCGGCCUCACCUGCCUCACGGCUGGGUCAGCUCUGCCCUGUUCUCUAUUGUUUAUUGGCUUUGAGGUUUUUGCAAUAGAAUAACCCAUCCUCCUCCUUCCCAAUUAUAUAGUUGCUGAAUCCCUUCCCCACUUCCUGCUUCAGUCACUGAAGUGUGCUAAGUUCUGUGUCCAAACAAUUCUCUGUUGCAGCGUACACCAAAACUGAUUUACCUAUUCUGGAAGUAUAAAGAUAGUGCAAUGCUAUACAUUUUAACUCAGCCCAUUGAUUUCAGUGAAGCUUACUCCCAGGUAAAUAGGUAUAGAGACUGCAGCCAAAGAAAAAGGAGAAAGAUUACUGUAGGGUGGAGAGAGAUCAAUCAGCCUAUGAUUGUGGAUGUCAAAUGGUUAGCCGUCUGAGGAGACAGAAGGCUAUGUUCUCUUGCUGGCACUUACUAAGUCAUGAUACUUUAAUCCCUCUUGUUUGGACUAGGUGUUGCAUGACAUCUUGCCUUCCAGCCCUAAAGACCAUCCCCCCAUCUGUGCGGCCUGAGUUUGACUCAAGUGCUGAGUCCACUAUGUGUUGUGCCAGCCUUGGAUACAAAGCAACUCUGCCUAAUCCUGUGCCAGUCAGGAUGCCAGGGGCAAUAUUAACCCAACUUAUCAACCUCUCAUGGAGUUUUUCACCGAACACAGCUUGGCCAGAAUGACAGAAUGGAAAUCCAAAUCCUCUGUUGUUGGAAGCUGGCAAACUGGCACUGUUCCCUACCCUCCUUUCAUUUCGAGAUUUAAAUGAGACAGACAACUGCAAUACUUAUUUUAAAAGAAGUAAGACAAAUGCAUGAGUCAUAUAUAUAUACAUAAGUACAUAUAUAUACUGUUAUUGGUUUUAUUGUUCCAUUUGAAUAUUUCUACUGUAAAAAAAAAGGCAGUGGUUUUGAAAUUGUUGAAAAUAAAUGUAUUUUUGUACAUCA
Podarcis raffonei (Aeolian wall lizard) is the source of this 7501-nucleotide messenger RNA. RefSeq names its product sortilin related VPS10 domain containing receptor 3 (gene SORCS3). The transcript has 27 exons. The coding region runs from base 189 to 3524 and encodes 1111 amino acids. NCBI's taxonomy places the organism in Eukaryota, Metazoa, Chordata, Lepidosauria, Squamata, Lacertidae. The record is from RefSeq and is a predicted model, not a curated record. Gene Ontology annotation, cellular component: postsynaptic density membrane. Gene Ontology annotation, molecular function: protein binding.